AAUGACACCUGCGCACAGUGCCGCAAAAGACCAGGGAAGACAAGUAAAAAGGGAGACAGAGAGGAAAACAACACGCGAAAGAAAGGAAUGUGUAUCAAGCAACAAAACGAGUUCUAGUCUCUGAACACUUACUCACCGAACCAACAAACUAUACACAGCCUCCUGGCUCGUGAAUUUGUAGAAAAAUUUGCCAAACGCGGUUUGUGGAGCUAGCUAACGUCGUUAACAACAAGUAUUCUUUCUUCCUACGCGUUAGCAACGCAGCUAGCUAGCUACCAAGAGGAUACGCGUGUGACCCAGACAAGAGCCGAGAAAACACGUAUUUCGGACACACCAUGAAUCCCGAAUAUGACUACCUGUUCAAGCUGCUUCUGAUUGGCGAUUCAGGGGUGGGCAAGUCUUGCCUCCUGCUUCGAUUUGCGGAUGACACCUACACGGAAAGUUACAUAAGCACCAUUGGAGUGGACUUCAAAAUCCGAACUAUUGAAUUGGAUGGCAAGACUAUCAAACUACAGAUUUGGGACACUGCUGGUCAGGAGCGGUUUCGCACCAUCACCUCCAGCUAUUACAGAGGAGCCCAUGGUAUCAUCGUUGUCUAUGAUGUAACAGAUCAGGAGUCUUACAACAAUAUAAAGCAGUGGCUGCAGGAAAUCGACCGCUAUGCCAGCGAAAAUGUCAACAAGCUGCUGGUGGGUAACAAGUGUGACCUCACCACCAAGAAAGUAGUAGAUUACACAACAGCCAAGGAAUUUGCUGACUCCCUAUCCAUCCCCUUCCUCGAGACCAGUGCUAAGAACGCAACCAACGUUGAGCAAUCCUUCAUGACCAUGGCGGCCGAGAUUAAGAAGCGCAUGGGGCCCGGGGCCACGACGGGAGGAGACAAGCCCAACCUGAAGAUUGAUAGCACCCCAGUAAGGCAGUCUGGAGGAGGAUGCUGUUAGGACUGCCCUGCCCCCUCCUCUCACCUCCAGAGGCCCAGGGGUAGAGUGACAGUACUGGGGUGGAGCUGACAGAACAGGAAAAUAUGGUGUUGGAGGUGGUGGGAUCUUCAAGAACUGACUGACUUUUUCCCCUCCAUUUUUUUUUUUUUUUUUUUUUUUUCAUCUUGACCUAUGCCCAUAAUUAAGUGAGAAGGGUUUGUGCCCAAGGAGCACUUUCCCCCCCAUACACUCUCAUUUUAUUCACCAAUGUGCACAGAAUUGGAAACAUCAUCUUUGAUAAAUGUGGUUGGCUUUGUAAGGCAUGAAAAAUGUUUUUAGCUAAUCUAGCACUAAUCCAGUAUCUAUCUGUAGCAGUGGCUGUUUAAACACACACACACAAGUGGUCGAAAGAAAUCAUGGAUGUUCUUUCAACUAUGGCUGACUACAUAACUACCCUUUAUGGCCUUCGUGGUUCCUAGUCAGACUGCUGAUCGCUGAUGGUGAGAAGGUGAAGUAAGAGGAAUCAUUGUGACAGUUAAACCAGAGGCUUCACGGACACACUCCAGAGGAGAAAUAGUGAAGACAAGCGCCGUUUGUAUCAUCUGUCCUCUCGGGAAUUGAGAUUCAGAUUUGGAAGUUGUCAUUGGGCCCAUGCGCAUAAUAUAUAGGUUGUAAUAGGGUUGCUGUUGAUGAGACAGAGAAGACAGGGCGAAGUAAAUAACAGGCUUUCUAUCAAAACAAAGUUCACAAAGUGGGGACAACAUGGCAAAUGGACAUCUGCAAUCACGGCGUCCACAUCUUUAAUGUCUGUUUUAAUCAUCGUUAUAUAACACUAUUAUCACAUGGUGGUUUUACUACUGUGGUUUUGGAUUGUUUUGAUUCUCUCUCUUCUAAUCCCGAAAGUGUAAGCAAUGAGUAUGUUAUUGCUGUUUGAUGAAUGAGACCAAAGGUCAACAGCAUUUGGUUCUUUCUGUCUGGAGUGGUAACUGGCUGUUAGCAUCCAGGGGUUUUCAGGCAUGUCCAAUCCUUUAGCGUUGAGUUUGAUCUCAAGUCACAAUGCUGCUGUACCAGUACCAUCAGACCUUUUACAAUAUUUUGGGGAGAGUAUGGCACAUUACGUAGCCUACCACAGUUAGCUUUUGAGUGUAUUGUUUUCACGUUUAACUGCUUGCUCAAACUUGUCGUUUCGGAUAUGUCUUUUCUAAUGACAUGUUUGUGGGAAAGAGAGAGAAUGGACCUCAGAGGAAAAAUCACCAGCGUCUCAUUCGUAUGGGGUCUCAAAUUAGUAUUAGAUUUCAAACAAGAGGAACACUUUUGCUUUCCUGAGUAAAUACUGUAGAGCUGAUGACUGUCUGGGAAUUCCACUUUCUUAAGCAUCACCAUUGAUAUCCUUGCCUUUUUGAUGAAGAAGUAUCUUGCGGUUGGUUGGUAAACACACCAGGAAAAGGUUGCUGGGUUUUUCCAUUUAGUGAAUUUUGACCCAUUUAAAUAGUUGGCUUCCUUGAUAUAUUCUCUCUGGUUUACAUUUUCCCUUUAAACGAAAAAUAGAUGAUUUCUAAUACACUAAUUCAAUAAUUUGGCUUUUGGUCAGGGAAGCGAUAUAAUGGAAAGAUUCCGGCAUGAUGGUUAUUUCUUCUUUGCUGUGGACAAUGUAACAUGCUCUUAAUGCCCAGAAGAUAUUGGGAGUCCAUAGUAAUAAAGUAUAUUGUUAUUAUUGCCAUUA
This is a messenger RNA of Salvelinus fontinalis (brook trout), 2643 nucleotides long. Its product is annotated as ras-related protein Rab-1B-like. Lineage: Eukaryota; Metazoa; Chordata; Actinopteri; Salmoniformes; Salmonidae. The coding region runs from base 336 to 941 and encodes 201 amino acids. The record is from RefSeq and is a predicted model, not a curated record. The transcript has 6 exons. Gene Ontology annotation, molecular function: GTPase activity; GTP binding.